Messenger RNA from Gongylonema pulchrum, 720 nucleotides. The record is from the annotation of a GenBank genome assembly. Lineage: Eukaryota; Metazoa; Nematoda; Chromadorea; Rhabditida; Gongylonematidae.
AUGCAUCGAUUGCUUAAAAAAAUUUUUUUUUACAGGGACUUUGCUCACACUAUGAAAACGCUGCAAAUAAUGGAUUUUGAUACGAAACUGAGUUCAGCAGGUCUUAUUUAUGCUCAUUUUGGGAAACGCGUAAUUGGUGCUCUGCUUGGGUUAGUACAUGGCGAUCCGGUGAUUGAUAUUCUGUAUAAAAAAAUCUACAAAACAUUCGUGGAAGCAAUAGAUGCAGUGGAUAAUGGAAUUUCUCAGUACGACGGUGAACCAAAAUAUUAUAUGGGUGGAACGUUACCAGCACGGGUCGGUGCACUCAAUCCUGCAUGGAAUGAAACCUCAGUAUCCGUAGAAGCGAGAUUUUCAAAGGCUAUUCAAUUGGUUGGCAAGGAAUUUGGCGAAUUGCUCGACUAUCUUUACCAUUCCUGGUUGCCUGCUCGGGCUAUCGUUGUGGACGCGGUCAGUAAUCGCCUGGAAGUUGAUGAAAGCGGGCAAUUUUUCGUUCUUGAAAAUGGUGGUGUACCGUGGAAGGAUCAUUUUUUCUCCAUCGAAAAGGAGCUUGGUCUAGAAGAUGAUAACAUCACAUACAUUAUCUAUCAAGACACAACAAGUAUGCAAUGGCGCGUACAGGCAAUUCCUGUCAGUGAAAAACUACCAUUUGAGAGCAGGUUUCUUUUUCUGGUAGAAGCCACUGUUGAACAGCUUAUUUUAACGUGCUUUUUUUUGGUUUGA